GCUCGGAGGGGGGAAGCGCUAGACUGCCAUAUUAGAAGCAAACCGUGACUUUAGACAUCAAAUGUCUUCUUUCCCUCAAGCUUUAAUCCCACGAGCCACGAUAUUAUGUUUCGCCGUGUUGUACCUUCGUGUCGAUGAUAAGUGUACGGUUCGUAGGUGCCCUGCACCCGGCGCGUCGUUCUGUGUAUCUCGCGCGUCCGUCGUACGUCCCCUCUAAAUUCGACUCUGAAAAUGAAAUUCCUUUCUUAAUUUAACUAGGAAACCGCGUGUGAGUUAAUUGCGCUGCUUAGCGUGUCGUGUAACGUCACUGAGAGGAAGAAAACGCGAAAGAGGGGAGAAAAAAAGGAGUAUGUUUUUCGUGCGGAGGUUACGAGAUUGGCAAUGAUUUGACGUUGAAGAUGACAUAAAUCUGUGCUGUGCGGUAUUUCUGUAUAAAGGUGAAGGAAGAGGGAAAACAAAAGGGAGAGACAGAGAGAAAGAGAGGGAAAGAGAGAGAAAGAGAGGAAGAGAGAGAAAGGAAGAGAUGUGUCGGCGGAUAAAUUACUACAAUUUGCUUAAUAGCUAAUAGACUCAAAAUUACUGGUAUGCUUUUACGAUUCGCUCACCAUGUCCGUAUAUGCGACGAUACUGCCUCUCAUCUUCCUGGGAUUAUUAGGAACAUGUACAUCUGCAUCUACAUUUGCAAAAGAUAUUAAAGGUUCAGCCUAUUGUGAAUUUUACAAUGAUACGAUGUGUGCGGAGAAUGAGCAGGAUUGUUCAAGACAAGAAGAAUGUGGCCCGCAUGAUGCAGACAAACGUAAUCAUUGUUAUGUGUUGUGGACGAUGAAUAGUACUACUAAAGAAACAAUAGUUAAAUUAAAGGGUUGCUUUUUAGAUAACAAUGAUUGUUAUGAUAAACCGCUUUGUGUGGAGAAUAGUAUGGAAAGAAAAAGUGAACACUAUUUUUGUUGUUGCGAAGGCAAUAUGUGUAACCAAAAUUUCUCUUGGGUUCCACAACCAACCUCAAAGCCUACAGAACCAUCUGUUAUUCAUGAAUUUGAACCUGUACCCAAUGCAAAGCAGCAAAUAAUAACAAUUAUUCUAUUAACAACAAUUCCUGUGGUUUUUGUGAUUAUUUCAGUUUCUCUUUGGUGGUUCUGUCGUCGUCGAAAAUUGGGCUAUUUUAACGAGAUUCCAACGCUGGAGCCUGUACCAUUGCCACAACCUUCACCUAAUCUAGGCUUACGACCAAUACAACUUCUUGAAAUUAAAGCUCGAGGUCGUUUUGGAGCAGUUUGGAAAGCCCAAUUUAAAAAUGAAUUUGUGGCGGUUAAAGUUUUUCCUAUGCAGGAUAAGCAAUCAUGGCAGACUGAACAAGAGAUCUUUAAGCUUGCACAUAUGGAUCACGAAGAUAUAUUACACUUUAUAGGUGUUGAAAAGCACGGCGACAAUUUACAAACUGAAUUUUGGUUAAUUACAGCGUAUCAUGAAAAAGGUUCAUUGUGUGAUUACCUAAAAGCAAAUAUUGUGACAUGGCCUGAAAUGUGUAGAAUUGCAGAGUCCAUGGCAAGAGGUUUGAUGCAUCUACAUGAAGAAAUCCCAGCUAACAAGGCAGACGGUUAUAAACCAGCUGUAGCUCAUAGAGAUUUUAAGUCAAAAAAUGUUUUACUGAAGGCUGAUAUGAGUGCCUGUAUAGCAGAUUUUGGCUUAGCACUUAUUUUUCAUCCGGGGAAACCUUGCGGCGAUACACACGGACAGGUUGGAACGCGUAGAUAUAUGGCACCAGAAGUUUUAGAAGGAGCAAUAAAUUUUACUAGAGACUCAUUUUUACGAAUUGACAUGUAUGCCUGUGGGUUAGUUCUAUGGGAAUUAGCUUCAAGAUGUACUGUACAAAAUGGACCAAUAGGAGAAUAUCGACUACCAUUUGAGGACGAGGUCGGUCUCCAUCCUACUUUAGAAGACAUGCAAGAAAGCGUUGUCCAUAAAAAAGAGAGACCGCUCAUUUUAGAAACUUGGCGUAAACAUCCAGGACUAUCAUCAAUUUGUGAUACAAUGGAAGAAUGUUGGGAUCACGAUGCCGAAGCACGCCUUUCUGCCUCGUGUGUAGUAGAACGAGUUGCUACUCUUGGUAGAGCUCUUGUAUUAAAUUCAUCUACUUUGAUUCGUGUUGAUAAUACCAACGAGAUUAUUACUACCAAGGAAUCUAACGAGACUGUGCCGUUCCGCUCGAGAACAGGGGAGGAAUAUUGUGCUCAGGAACAGGGGAGGAAUAAGGAGCGUUCAUUUUCAUCCGUACAUGUUUUAUCAACGUUCUUCGGACCAAUAGAUUCUUAUUUAACAAAUGACUUGUAUCUCUAAAUGUUCGAGGAAUAGUUACUGACACUUAAAACGCGCACAAUGUAGAAACAUACGUAAUAUGUGCCACACUGACAUUCCUCAUUGAUUGUUGGUACCAUGCAGUAACUAUCCCAAUCGCAAAGUAUGCCAAAUAAAAUUCAGCGAAGCAUUUUUCCUGUAAAGCCACAUCACGUAUAUCAUUAUAAAGUGGAUGAUGUAAUCUUAUUACCGGGACUUGAACGUUAACGUUAUUUAUGCCCGAGACAAAAUCCGAGAUUGUUGAGUAACGAGUACAAUAGAGUGUUUUAAACAAGAUUUAACUUUUUGGUAUUUAAUGAGGCACGUCGAUUGGAAGUAGCGGUGGUGCUCGACCGGGAUGUAAAUGAUGUGAUUGUACCGGUCUGGUUUUAUUGGUUACCUUUCAGGCAUAAAUAAUGAUAUCACCUGCGCCCUGUUUAUUACAAAGUACCUGGUAGAUACAAUCGAACUAAUAGAUUGAAAUUUAUUAAGAUUUUUUGCACGUGAGAGAUGUGAGCAUCUUAAUUAAUUUAAAUUUUAUAAAGUGCUAUAUUAUUAAGUGUAAUAUUUACUUUUACAAAGUAGAACGCUAAUCGUAAAAUUUACGUGGCUCUAAUAUAUUUCUCACCUUAUAUACUUAUAUUCUUACUAAUAUAUAUUUUAGUUUAUCAAAGCGAUCAGCUUAAUGUUAUAUUUAAUAUAAAUAUCGACUGUCGAAUGCGUUUUGUUUAUGAGUAGAGAUAAUUAAUAUGUAUGUAAUGCGACAUAAUUAAGAUAAUGUAGAAUGUAAAUUAUUCAUAUUUACUAGCGGUAUGUACGCCGCAAUUUAUCGAAAGGAGCAAUGAAAUAAGUGUUUUUAUUCUAGAACCCAAAAGAACGACAAUUUCAAUAUAUAAAUCUACUAAAAAAAAAAGAAAAAAAGUACUAAAACACUAUUGUAGGCUACGUUCAGGAAGCGCACUAUCAGCGUUAUUGCCUGAAUUUAUCCUUGUUUUACGUGAAUGAAUGAUGUAGAUAAAGCAACGUAACUGAUAAUACGCUAUCUGAACACUGAUAUAGUCUUGUUUUACUGCUCUUAUAUGACUACGUUUAUUAUAUAUAUAUUGAUAAAAAAUAUAAGUAAUCUAAAAAAA
Messenger RNA from Solenopsis invicta (red fire ant), 3467 nucleotides. RefSeq names its product activin receptor type-2A (gene put). Gene Ontology annotation, biological process: activin receptor signaling pathway; protein phosphorylation; cellular response to growth factor stimulus. Gene Ontology annotation, cellular component: activin receptor complex; plasma membrane. The transcript is spliced from 10 exons. Gene Ontology annotation, molecular function: ATP binding; metal ion binding; activin receptor activity. The record is from RefSeq and is a predicted model, not a curated record. Lineage: Eukaryota; Metazoa; Arthropoda; Insecta; Hymenoptera; Formicidae. The coding region runs from base 607 to 2337 and encodes 576 amino acids.